Messenger RNA from Penicillium brevicompactum, 2469 nucleotides. RefSeq names its product TFIIH/NER complex ATPase/helicase subunit SSL2. Lineage: Eukaryota; Fungi; Ascomycota; Eurotiomycetes; Eurotiales; Aspergillaceae. Bases 1 to 2469 code for a protein of 822 amino acids. The transcript is spliced from 3 exons. Gene Ontology annotation, biological process: transcription initiation at RNA polymerase II promoter; nucleotide-excision repair. The record is from RefSeq and is a predicted model, not a curated record. Gene Ontology annotation, cellular component: nucleotide-excision repair factor 3 complex; transcription factor TFIIH holo complex; transcription preinitiation complex. Gene Ontology annotation, molecular function: 3'-5' DNA helicase activity; DNA binding; ATP binding.
AUGCCUCCCAAACGCAAAGCGGCUGACACUGGUCGAUCCAGCAGUGCCUCGAAGCGCGCUACACCAGUCCCCGAUGUCACCGAAAUAUCAAGCAGCGAUGAAUACUCGGACACGGAAGAGUUGCCGGAGGAGUCAAACUUGAAAGAGGUCGUCAACAAGUUUUCCCUCCAGUCAUUCUCAAAGAAAAACCAGGUGGACAAGACAGACCCAAGAUUUGGAUACAAGGACCUCUCCUCCCUCCCGCUGAAGGUCGAUCACUACAACCGGCCCCUAUGGAUCGAGCCUUUGAAGGGAACAAUCACCCUCGAGAGUUUCUCCCCGCUGGCACCCCAAGCCCAAGAUUUCCUCACUACCAUCGCGGAACCGCUCUCGCGCCCGACCCACCUCCACGAAUACCGCUUGACAGGACACAGUCUCUAUGCGGCCGUCUCGGUCGGUCUCAAACCCCAAGAUAUCGUGGAAUUUUUGGACCGUCUUUCGAAGACACCACUUCCUGAAAGUAUUCGGACUUUCAUCAUCGAGUUUACGAAAUCCUACGGCAAGAUCAAGAUGGUGUUGCGACACAACCGAUACUUUGUGGAAACGACGGAUCCUGAGAUGCUCCAACGACUUCUGAAGGACGAGGUUAUCGGACCGCAGAGAAUGGACAACACAGAAGGCAUCAUUGAGCGGGCUGCUCCGAAAAUGGGUGGCCUGGUUAUUCCGGGAACAAAAGACGCAGCAGGCAUUCGAGAGACAACCCAGCAAGAGGGCGCCGCAGCCAGAAACGAGAAGGAGACCGAGGAAGAUGCAGCAGUGGACUACGGCAUUGACGACGUCGGCGAGGACGACAAUGAAGAAGCAACCACAUACAGCUUCGAAAUCCCUGCCGCUGGAGUCGAAGUCGUGAAAGCCCGCUGCCAAUCGAUCGGUUGCCCUGCCUUGGAGGAGUACGAUUUCCAAGGAGACACAGUCAAUCCGAACUUGGACAUGGAUUUGAAGCCCGCGGCACGAAUCCGAUCUUAUCAAGAGAAAAGUCUUAGUAAAAUGUUUGGUAACGGACGCGCCAAGAGUGGUAUCAUUGUUUUGCCUUGUGGUGCCGGAAAGACCCUUGUGGGUAUCACAGCCGCAGCAACCAUCAAGAAAGGAACCAUUGUUCUGUGCACCAGUUCCAUGUCCGUCGUGCAAUGGCGAAACGAGUUCUUACGAUGGACGACUAUUGAUCCUGGAGAUAUCGCUAUCUUCACUUCUGACCACAAGGAGAAAUUCAAAAGAUCUACAGGUAUCAUUGUGUCGACAUACUCAAUGGUGUCGCAGACCCGGGCUCGGUCUUAUGAUGCCCAGAAGAUGAUGGAUUGGCUCCAGUCAAGAGAAUGGGGUAUGAUGAUCCUCGACGAGGUCCACGUCGUACCAGCCUCGAUGUUCCGUAAGGUCACAUCUGCAAUCGCCGCACAGAGCAAACUGGGUCUCACGGCAACCUUGCUUCGUGAAGAUGACAAGAUCAAGGAUUUGAACUUCUUGAUCGGACCUAAGCUUUACGAAGCAAACUGGAUGGAGCUUGCAUCACAAGGUCACAUUGCCAAGGUUCAAUGUGCCGAAGUAUGGUGCCCGAUGACGACCGAGUUCUACUCCGAAUAUCUGCGCGAAAGCUCCAGAAAACAGGCUUUGCUCUACAUCAUGAACCCUCGCAAGUUCCAAGCGUGCCAGUUCCUGAUCGAUUUCCACGAAAAGCGUGGUGACAAAAUCAUUGUGUUUUCGGACAACGUGUACGCUCUGGAGAAAUAUGCGCUGAAGCUUAACAAGGCUUACAUUUACGGCGGCACACCACAGAAUGAGCGUAUGCGCAUUUUGGAGAAUUUCCAACACAAUGAGCAGGUCAACACUGUAUUCUUGUCCAAAAUCGGUGACACAUCGCUUGAUUUACCAGAAGCCACUUGUUUGAUCCAAAUCUCAUCACACUACGGAUCACGUCGUCAAGAAGCACAGCGACUUGGACGAAUCUUGCGAGCCAAGCGCAGAAAUGACGAGGGCUUCAAUGCUUUCUUCUACUCGCUUGUAUCGAAGGAUACCAACGAAAUGGUCUACUCGGCCAAACGGCAAGCUUUCCUGAUUGACCAAGGCUACGCCUUCAAGGUCAUUACCCAUCUCCAGGGUAUUGACAACUACGAGGGACUUUCAUAUGCGACGCCAGCUGAACGUCGCGAACUCCUCCAAGAAGUCAUGUUGCAGAACGAGUCAUCUGCAGACGUCGAACAAGUUAAUGACGACCUGUUCUCCAUGCGCUCUGGCAAGAAGGUUGCAGGCAAGAAACCGAAUGCCAAGCGCAGUGCGGCCACCCUUAGUGGUCUGGCCGGUGGUGAUGACAUGGCGUACAUCGAAUAUAACAAGAGCCGAAACAAGCAGCUGAAAGACAAGGGACACCAUCCACUUUUCAAGAAAAUGGAGCGCGAGCGCCAACGCCGCAAAAAGGAGAAGCAGAACGGCGAAUAA